GCGACUUCCCUCAUGUCCACGUUGGCUGCCCGGCUGCUGCAGCCCGCGCACAGCUGCUCCCUCCGCCCUCGCCCCUUCCACCUCGCGGCAGUUCCAGAUGAAGCUGUUGUAAUUUCUGGAAGGAAACUGGCCCAGCAGAUCAAGCAGGAAGUGCGGCAGGAGGUAGAAGAGUCGGUGGCCUCAGGUGACAAACGGCCACACCUGAGCGUGAUCCUGGUUGGUGAGAAUUCUGCAAGUCACUCCUACGUCCUCAGCAAAACCAGGGCAGCUGCAGAUGUGGGAAUCAACAGUGAGACAAUUGUGAAACCAGCUUCAAUUUCAGAGGAAGAAUUGUUGAAUUUAAUCAGUAAACUGAAUAAUGAUGAUAAUGUAGAUGGCCUCCUUGUUCAGCUGCCUCUUCCAGAGCAUAUUGAUGAGAGAAGGAUCUGCAAUGCUGUUUCUCCAGACAAGGAUGCUGAUGGCUUUCAUGUAAUUAAUGUAGGGCGAAUGUGUUUGGACCAGUAUUCCAUGUUACCGGCUACCCCAUCAGGUGUGUGGGAAAUAAUUAAGCGAACUGACAUUCCAACCCUAGGGAAGAAUGUGGUUGUGGCUGGAAGGUCAAAAAAUGUUGAAAUGCCCAUUGCAAUGUUACUGCACACAGGUGGGGUGCAUGAACGUCCCGGCGGUGAUGCCACUGUUACAAUAUCUCAUCGAUAUACUCCCAAAGAGCAGUUGAAGAAACAUACAAUUCUUGCAGAUAUUGUAAUAUCUGCUGCAGGUAUUCCAAAUCUGAUCACAGCAGAUAUGAUCAAGGAAGAAGCAGCAGUCAUUGAUGUGGAAAUAAAUAGAGUUCAUGAUCCUGUAACUGCCAAACUGAAGUUGGUUGGGGAUGUGGAUUUUGAAGGAGUCAGACAAAAAGCCGGUUAUAUCACUCCAGUUCCUGGAGGUGUUGGCCCCAUGACAGUGGCAAUGCUAAUGAAGAAUACCAUUAUGGCCGGAAAAAAGGUGCUGAGCCUUGAAGAGCGAGAAGUGCUGGAGUCUAAAGAGCUUGGGGUAGCCACUAAUUAACUAUUGUGUCUUCUAUGUCAUGAACAACACUCCAGGCCAGCUCAAGAAGCAAAGCAGGCUAAUA
Pongo pygmaeus (Bornean orangutan) is the source of this 1111-nucleotide messenger RNA. RefSeq names its product bifunctional methylenetetrahydrofolate dehydrogenase/cyclohydrolase, mitochondrial-like. The record is from RefSeq and is a predicted model, not a curated record. Bases 13 to 1047 code for a protein of 344 amino acids. Gene Ontology annotation, biological process: tetrahydrofolate interconversion. Gene Ontology annotation, cellular component: mitochondrion. Lineage: Eukaryota; Metazoa; Chordata; Mammalia; Primates; Hominidae. The transcript has 2 exons. Gene Ontology annotation, molecular function: methylenetetrahydrofolate dehydrogenase (NADP+) activity; methylenetetrahydrofolate dehydrogenase (NAD+) activity; methenyltetrahydrofolate cyclohydrolase activity.